AUGCCCUCCUUGCCAUGCCCUCCUUGCCAUGCCCUCCUUCCAUGCCCUCCUUGCCAUGCCCUCGCAUCUGCGUCCCUGCACUAUCCUUCCCAGUCCACUCUCCUGUACGCAGGCAUAGCAGCGGUCGUGCUCUCGCGCUUGCAAAUGAAGCUCCCACAGUUUGGGGGUAAGGCACGCAGUCAGAAGGGCAAGUCGCCGCCAGUGCUGUUUGCUGACGUGGCAGGGGUGGAUGAGGCGAAAGAGGAGCUAGAGGAGAUCGUGGAGUAUCUCCGCACGCCGGAGCGUUUCACUCGACUGGGGGCCAGACCUCCCAGAGGAGUGCUGCUGGUUGGGCCGCCAGGCACGGGAAAGACGAUGCUGGCCAAGGCAGUGGCUGGGGAGGCAGACGUACCCUUUAUAAGCUGCAGCGGUAGCGAGUUUGUGGAGCUGUAUGUGGGCCUGGGUGCGUCGCGAGUGAGAGAGCUGUUCGCGCAGGCAAAGAAGGACUCGCCGUCUAUCGUGUUUAUUGAUGAGAUCGAUGCAGUGGCCAAG
This is a messenger RNA of Closterium sp. NIES-65, 531 nucleotides long. The record is from the annotation of a GenBank genome assembly. Lineage: Eukaryota; Viridiplantae; Streptophyta; Zygnematophyceae; Desmidiales; Closteriaceae.